This is a messenger RNA of Oryzias latipes (Japanese medaka), 1794 nucleotides long. RefSeq names its product ATPase H+ transporting V1 subunit C1a (gene atp6v1c1a). Gene Ontology annotation, cellular component: lysosomal membrane; vacuolar proton-transporting V-type ATPase, V1 domain. Gene Ontology annotation, molecular function: proton-transporting ATPase activity, rotational mechanism. Gene Ontology annotation, biological process: proton transmembrane transport. Lineage: Eukaryota; Metazoa; Chordata; Actinopteri; Beloniformes; Adrianichthyidae. The record is from RefSeq and is a predicted model, not a curated record.
AGAGGCCUUCCGGUUCCUCUCCAGCAGAUCAGCUGACUCUGAUGCUGCUGUCAGGAGACCUCACGAUCAACUCUGAAUGGCAGCUAUGAAAAUUAUCAAGCCGUAAAACAUUAAAGACACACAUUUCGACACGUAACGCCCACGCCUUUGAUAUACGGGAAGUUUCUAGCUGCUCCACUUCUGCAAACAUGACAGAGUUUUGGCUGAUUUCCGCCCCGGGGGAGAAGACCUGCCAGCAGACGUGGGACAAAAUGAUGGCAGCCACCACACGGACCAACAACCUCUCCGUCAACCACAAGUUCAGCAUCCCAGAUCUGAAGGUUGGAACUCUUGAUGUCCUGGUUGGGCUUUCAGACGAGUUGGCCAAAUUAGAUUCCUUCGUUGAAAGUGUGGUGAAGAAGGUGGCUCAGUACAUGGCCGAUGUGCUGGAGGACAGCAGAGACAAAGUGCAGGAGAACCUGCUGGCCAACGGAGUUGAUCUUAUCACCUACAUCACAAGAUUUCAAUGGGACAUGGCCAAAUAUCCAAUCAAACAGUCACUCAAAAACAUCUCUGAAAUUAUCUCUAAGCAAGUCACCCAGAUUGACAACGAUUUGAAGGCCAGAGCUUCAGCCUAUAACAACCUGAAAGGAAACCUGCAGAACUUGGAGCGGAAGAACGCGGGGAGCCUGCUGACCAGGAGCCUGGCCGACAUAGUCAAGAAGGAGAACUUUGUUCUGGACUCGGAGUACCUGAUCACUCUGCUGGUGGUGGUCCCGAAGACGUCGUACUCAGACUGGCAGAAAACGUAUGAAACUCUGGCUGAGAUGGUGGUGCCUCGAUCCUCAAAUUUGCUGUAUGAGGACAAUGACAGCGGGCUCUUCAGUGUCACUCUCUUCAGGAAAGCCAUCGAUGACUUCAAACACAAAGCCAGGGAGAACAAGUUCACAGUGAGAGACUUUCAGUACAACGAGGAGGAGAUGAAGGCAGACAAGGAGGAGAUGACGCGGCUCUCCACCGACAAGAAGAAGCAGUUUGGUCCCCUCGUUCGGUGGCUCAAAGUGAACUUCAGUGAAGCCUUCAUUGCGUGGAUUCACAUCAAAGCAUUGCGGGUGUUUGUGGAAUCGGUUCUGAGAUACGGACUGCCGGUGAACUUCCAGGCGAUGCUCCUGCAGCCAAACAAGAAGACGAUGAAGAAGCUGAGGGAGGUGCUGAACGACCUGUACAAACACCUGGACAGCAGCGCAGCAGCGAUCAUGGAUACUGCCAUGGACAUCCCAGGCCUGAACCUGAGCCAGCAGGAGUAUUAUCCCUACGUCUACUACAAGAUCGACUGCAACCUGCUGGAUUUCAAAGUGUAAACUCUGGCUGACCGUGGCGUUUUUCCCUCCUCCCCUCCUGCUUCUGUGGCGUCCAUCAGCCCUUUCCUCACCCAACCGCUGCAUGUUCAUUCCUCGUGGUGAAAAGGCUCAUCAUCAAGCUUCCACCACUUUUCCAACCAAACAUCACUGAAAUGUUUUUGUUUACAGUCUUUGCUCUUUUGAUGUGAAAUGAAACAAAAGAAUCAUAAUAAUGAGAUGUAUAUUUGCUGUCAUUCUGCGUGUGUGUUCAUAGCUUUGCUUGUGUUGCUGUUGACAUGAUGGGAUACUGGUGCUCAGAGAACAUGCUUCUGGGAGCACUGGGGACCACCGCCUGUGUUGUAAAGCAGAGGAUCUUGUUUGAGUGUUCGUUCUGUGUAUUUGCUGUUCAACAGAUCUAUAUGUGAAUACUGUGUAAAACCCCUAAAUGAAUAAAUAUGAUUUAAAUAAAGACGAA